AAAAAUUAUACACAUUAUGAAGGAAUACAGAAAGAUAUAAGAUCGAUAUUCGGCAUUAACAAAAAUGAACAUACUCGCUUAUAGAAAUUGCGUAAGGACCGAAAAAUUUUAGUUACGUCUUGCCUCGUUCGUUCGUCACAUUUCGAGGCGCUACUCACGGGGCGUCGUAGUACGCUACGUCGAUCCUGCGUAAUGUUGACGUCAUCGGCGCGUGCGCGUCGCGUCGGGACGGCACUGCAGAAGCAGGCGAGUAAGCGAGUGUAUCGAUUUUACGAUCGUGCCUCUCUCGCGGUGCUAGUGCGUCCGUCGUUUCCUUUAGUUUUUUAGUGGCCGUGCACGUCGUACAUGGAUAAAACCGUGAAUGGGAUUACCCGCUAGACACGCCGCUCCGUACACCGCCCGCUGACUCGCAACUCCUCGUCACCCUUCAUCAUGACCAAGGAUAGAUUAGCAGCCCUCGUCGCGGCCCAGUCGGACGACGACGAUGUGGCGGACGAUGUGUCCGUCAACGUCGGGGCGCCGGAUGAUUUCAUGACAGAGUUUUUCGCGGAGGUGGAGGAAAUCCGCGAAAUGAUAGAUAGGAUCCAGACGAACGUGGAGGAUGUGAAGAAAAAGCACAGCGCCAUUCUCUCUGCGCCGCAGACCGACGAGAAGGUGAAACUGGAACUCGAAGACCUGAUGUCCGACAUCAAGAAAACUGCUAACAAAGUGAGGGCUAAGUUAAAGGUGAUAGAGCAGAACAUCGAGCAGGAGGAGCACACGAACAAAUCGUCGGCGGAUCUGAGGAUACGCAAGACUCAACACUCGACGUUGUCCAGGAAGUUCGUCGAAGUGAUGACGGAAUACAAUCGGACACAGACCGAUUACAGGGAGCGGUGUAAGGGGAGAAUACAACGACAGCUCGAAAUCACGGGGAGAACGACCACUAAUGAGGAGCUCGAGGAGAUGCUGGAGCAAGGAAAUCCAGCCGUCUUCACGCAAGGGAUCAUCAUGGAAACGCAACAAGCAAAACAGACCCUUGCGGACAUCGAGGCGCGUCACGCUGACAUCAUUAAACUCGAAAACUCCAUCAGGGAGCUACACGACAUGUUUAUGGACAUGGCUAUGUUGGUGGAGAGUCAGGGUGAGAUGAUGGACCGCAUUGAAUACUGCGUGAAUCAGACCAGCGACCACGUGGAUCAGGCCCGAGGCGAGCUGAUCAAAGCCGAAGAGUAUCAAAGCAAGGCUCGUAAGAAAUUGUUCCUGAUAGUGGUCUGUGUGACAAUAGCGGUCAUCAUUCUGAUUAUCAUUCUGGCAGUUAGCUUUAGUUAGCUUAAGUACGCGCGUGAUAAACAAAUAAGCACACAUUCGCAGAAUAAAUUUAACGAUAAAAAGAAAAAAAGAAAAAGUCGAAACGGGAUGCGGAAGUAUAUACUUUCAGUGCAUUUCUCGUUCUUAUCACGUCCUUCCGUUUUGAGGGACGACGAGCAAGGAUCGUAAUGGAAAAUCAGCGCUAAUCACGUCGAUCUUUCCUGGAGAGUUUGGAUAAUACAAUGCACGUCGCGGAUUUUCCAGCUCUCGAGAUGUCCUGCAGAAAGUCGUUACAUUUAUUGAUUCUUAAUAAAUUUUAUGCGUUUGUAAAUUUAUUAUUAUAACAUUAUCGAUUGCGAUCUCGCGCGGCGUGUCGUAUCGUUAUAGUCACAGAUAACUAAUCGUUUACUAAACACGGUAAUUAGGAUCCAUUCUGCGGAUGUAACUUCCUGGAGAACUACGUCCCGUAGACAUGUGAUUGUGAAUGUCGGUGGAACGCUGGUAGAAAUCAGGAACGGUGAUGACACGAGCGCUUGAAGGCUCAAUUAUACAAAGUUGAGGAACGAUCGCUUUGUCGAAGAGACUCACGGAGUUCUUUCUACUGCGCUUCGAUACGUCGGAAAGUACGCGAUAUUGAUUUUUAUUCGGUUUUUUUUUUUUUUUUUUUUAAAGUAAGAGCAAAGAAAAAUAUUCUGUUCGCUGAAAAUCCGAUGUAAUAGUUCGUAUAAAAUCGCGCAGCAAUAACUCUUAAAAUUUUCAGAAAAUUAAACAAUAUUUUUUGAAAGUACUAUCACGCAUUGUGAGCGCGCGUCCAAUUCUAGAAACGGUAAUAAAAAAAUAUCGGGAGAAAUUAUCUCGAAGAUUAGAUUUCCUUUGGACUGAAUAAAUGAAUAUGCCAUUGCCGAUUGCCUUCCCUCGUAUUCGAGCGCGCCGCCGCACUGCCUUUUGUUACUUUUUUCUAUAUUAUUUUUGCCAUUCGUUCUCUCGCUCUUCACCGUUCCGUCUAAGCGAAGUUACGACGCGAGUGAAAAAUGAAGACGACAACUGUGCGCAAUCGAGAAUUACGCAUGACGUACGAGAUCAAAGUUGUGCGCCCUUUCCGAAGUUCUUAAAAUAAAGUUUGCCGUCGAUUU
Molecule: messenger RNA, 2423 nt
Organism: Linepithema humile (Argentine ant)
Lineage: Eukaryota; Metazoa; Arthropoda; Insecta; Hymenoptera; Formicidae
Gene: Syx1A
Product: Syntaxin 1A
Biological process (GO): synaptic vesicle fusion to presynaptic active zone membrane; exocytosis; intracellular protein transport
Cellular component (GO): SNARE complex; presynaptic active zone membrane; synaptic vesicle
Molecular function (GO): SNARE binding; SNAP receptor activity
Source: RefSeq, a predicted model, not a curated record